Molecule: messenger RNA, 1013 nt
Organism: Phoenix dactylifera (date palm)
Lineage: Eukaryota; Viridiplantae; Streptophyta; Magnoliopsida; Arecales; Arecaceae
Source: RefSeq, a predicted model, not a curated record
AUGGCGCACGAUAUGAAAGAUCCUGAAUUUAGUGGCAUCUUAUGUUUGAGGUCGAAUGUUGAUCUCAAGGUGAAGUCCUUUCUUGACUUAAUAUCUAAUUCAAGGCUAGAAAAUCUUAUAUUGGAAGCUAUAACAACGUUGAAGGAGCCUUCUGGGUCUGACAAGACAGACAUUGCCAUGUAUAUAGAGGAUCAAUAUUGGCCUCCUCCAGAUUUCAAACGAUUGUUGUCUGCAAAACUGAAGGCAUUAACAGCAAGUGGGAAAUUGAUUAAGGUGAAGCGCAAGUAUAGGAUAGCACCUAGUUCAUCUUUUUCAUUAGGAAAAAACUCCAAUUUGUUGCUCCCUGAUGGAAAGCGAAGGGAGUCUUCCGGAUUAGAAAAGGAUGAUGUCAAACCCCUUACAAAAUCUCAAGUUGACGCUGAAUUGGCACGGAUGAGAAACUUGACGGCACAGGAGGCUGCAGCAGCUGCUGCUCAAGCAGUUGCAGAGGCAGAAGCGGCAAUGGCGGAAGCUGAAGAAGCAGCAAGGGAGGCAGAGGCUGCAGAAGCUGAUGCAGAAGCAGCACAGGCUUUUGCUGAGGCAGCUAUAUUGAUGCUGAAAAACAGAAAUGCAGCUAAGAUGAUGAUUUGAGUUUGAUGGGAGUCAUCAAGGCUAUUCUGCUGUGUUUCCCCAUUUUCUCCAUACUUGCAAGAUAUUCUGCCUUUCGUUUUGUCAAAUGUGUAUAAUAUAGUCUGUAUAUAAUGUAGGUUUCGUACAAAUAAUAACCUGGCAUACCUGUUUUGGUUCAUGGUCCCUACCUGGAAUUUCCAUGAUCAUCAUGAUCUCCUGGGCACCGUCAUUUCGUUCGUGCUGUUGCAGGGCAGAAAACUGAGCUGCACAAUUGUUUCAGUUGCAUGUGUUCUGCUAUAGAAUAGAGGGGAGAAAGAGGAGCUUAGUACGCUGUUGUAUUCAGAGGUUAAAAUUUUCACUUAAAAAGUUUGUUUUGGUGCUAUGAUUCAGUGCCAAGGUUUUCA